CGUACUCCCGUCUAACGGCUCAAUCAUACAUUGACUCUUUCUGUGUAAAAACGUCUUAAAUAAAAAGUGGUUUAUUUUAAGUGGGAGAGAUAUUAAUAAAUCUCCUGUUCAAAUCCCAGAAAAAAUAUACAUAUUUAAAAUAAAGUGCAAAAACAUAUAAAAAUCAAGUGUUGAAAAAAUAUUAAUACGAAUAAUUUGAAUUUACCAAGAAACGAACACCUUGGCUGAGUGAGACAUAAGUGACAUCCUGUGAAUUACAAAAUUUAACAAAAGCAACUGCAACAGCAAUCAAGUAUUAAGUGCAAUUUGAUUUAUUCAAACGUUCCCUAGUACGUUGAACGUGAUCGAAUGUCAAUAAUUCUUGCCGUAGGCCUUUAAACGACAGAGAGACAGACAACGAAAUCAUGGAUAUGAAGAUUAUAACAAUUAUUGUCGCAAUAAUGGUGACAAUUGGGUAUUCUGAGGGAAAAGCAGCUUUGCGACGUAAGCCCAAAGUAUAUAAUGCUUUGAUAACAACAGACGAAGAUUUGGUACAAAGUAGAGCCUACCCAGUGAUACAACCCACAAUACAUGAAUCUGGUAUUGCUCACUAUGGUCCAUACAAUCCAUAUGGUAUUUAUAAUCCACAUGUAGUAAGACUUGCUCAACCAAUUGCACCAGCCUUGACACCGAAGGAGCAGCUACAUUAUCCUUUACCUCCACCGCAAUUUCCGCCUCAAAUUAUGGAACAACCUUUAAUGCCACAACCUUUAUCCGGUUAUCCUCUACCGCAGAAUCCACCAACAGCCCCAGCAGCAGAAAAUCCACAAGCAGCUUCAAUCCCACCUACAGGAUUGGAAGAGCAACCGCAGCCUACAGUACAACCCCCGACUUUGGUGAUGCAAUCAGCUCCUGCAGAAUUACCUAAAGAUCCUAAUCAACCUACUAAAAUGCCAUCAGAACAAUUACCAAUACCUCUAAAUCAAUAUGGCUUACCACCUUCACUAAUACCACUUAGACAACCGCAACCAUACAAUCCUCGUGCUUAUCCUUAUGGACCACAACCUUUCCAUUUGCCACCAUACAGAUUCAAUCAAAUUCCUCCUUUGUAUUAUAAUACUUUGCCAGGUUUAAGACAACAAUUUCUACCACCCUAUGACUAUCUGCCAACGGGUCCACAAUUUCCCUUAAGCAAUACAAUACCUACAGACAAAUUAUACCCUCAACCCCCCAGCCAACCGCAGCCAUUACCAACAGCCGCACCUACACUCCCUCCUCUUACUACCGCUGAAGAACCAACCGAAAGUCCAGUACCAUCUACAGACUCCACAGCACCUGAACCGGCUUUUGAAAAUAUCAAAAAUGGCUCAAAAAGUAAAGAUAGCAAUGUACCAGAUGUGCCACCACCACCAAUACCAUCGGGAGCCAAGUCUAAACAAUCUUAAGUUGUCUUAUAUUUAAAUAAUCUUAAAUAUAUUUGUGUAUUGUAUGUAUUAGACGAAUUUUUAUAAGUUAUUAAGUAUUUAUUACAAUUAUUAUAUUUUGGAUCUUCAAGAUACCAUUGAACAUACAUAUAUCAUAAGAAAUCACUAUUAGAUUAAUUAAGAACAUAAAAACGCACCAUAACAAAAAAAAUGUCGAUUUUAAAAAUAAAAAAUAUUGCAAAUAAUUUUGAUACAGAAACGUCUGCCUAAACAAGUGAAUUCUAAAUGAUAAUUGAAAAUUCCUUUAUUUGGUUGUCUAAAAGUGUCACAUUUAUAUUUAUACAUUUCUAAUCUUUAACAAUUAGUAGAAACCAAUUGAAAUGAACACUUUUUAAGUAAAUAACCAAUUGUUUAGUACUAAUAAAAAAAUAAAAAUAUUAAGUAUUAGGGUUAUAGCUAAUUUUUUACAAAAACUUUAAAUAAAUAAUAAAAAUCGUGUUGGCAAUAUUCACAAAAAAAUCUUCUGCACCAAAUGUAAAAUUGUAUAUUUGCAAAAAAUAAAAAAGUGAUCACCUCAUGUACAUAUAGUAUAUACCGAAAACAUGGUAAUGACUUGUACUUGCGCAACAACUUACUUUUCAAUUA
Lucilia sericata (common green bottle fly) is the source of this 2048-nucleotide messenger RNA. Its product is annotated as proline-rich receptor-like protein kinase PERK9. The record is from RefSeq and is a predicted model, not a curated record. The transcript is spliced from 3 exons. Bases 405 to 1424 code for a protein of 339 amino acids. NCBI's taxonomy places the organism in Eukaryota, Metazoa, Arthropoda, Insecta, Diptera, Calliphoridae.